Molecule: messenger RNA, 880 nt
Organism: Strigops habroptila (Kakapo)
Lineage: Eukaryota; Metazoa; Chordata; Aves; Psittaciformes; Psittacidae
Product: AP-1 complex subunit sigma-1A-like
Exons: 3
Biological process (GO): vesicle-mediated transport; protein transport
Cellular component (GO): intracellular membrane-bounded organelle
Source: RefSeq, a predicted model, not a curated record
UGUAUUCUGGGGAUGUUUUGGGGUGUUCUGGGGGUGUUUUGGGCUGUUUUGGGGCUGUUUUGGGGCUGUUUUGGGCUGUUUUGGGGUGUUUUGGGGCUGUUUUGGGCUGUUUUGGGGUGUUUUGGGCUGUUUUGGGGUGUUUUAGGGGCAGUUCUGGCUGCAGCCCCUGCUGCCCCCCCAGGUACGCCAGCCUGUACUUCUGCUGCGCCAUCGAGGGGCAGGACAAUGAGCUCAUCACGCUGGAGCUCAUCCACCGAUACGUGGAGCUGCUCGACAAGUACUUCGGCAGCGUGUGUGAGCUGGACAUCAUCUUCAACUUCGAGAAGGCCUAUUUCAUCCUGGACGAGUUCGUGAUGGGGGGCGAGAUCCAGGACACCUCCAAGAAGAGCGUCCUCAAGGCCAUCGAGCAGGCGGAUCUGCUGCAGGAGGAGGAUGAGUCCCCCCGCAGUGUGCUGGAGGAGAUGGGGCUGGCAUAGCCCACCCUUGGGGGGGGGGACACCCCCAUAUUAAUGGGGUCCUCCCCCUAUUCAUCCACAUGGGACCAACCCUGGACACAACCACGGGGGGGGGGGGCACCCCAAAAUGCCCCCCCCAAGCUGUAAAUAUAUAUAUAUACAUAUGGGGGGGGCACCCCCUUAUUGGGGGGGGGCAACUCCGCAGGGUCCCUGUGCUCCCCCCCCCCAUGGACCCUGUUUGGGGGGGGGGGAUGUCACAAGUGGGUGCCCCCCUCCCCAGACCCUGAGCCCCCUUUUUGGGGUGCUGGGGGGGGGACAGGGACCCCCCUCUCUCCUUUGGGGGGGGUCACUCAUUUGGGGAGCCCCCCCAUAAUGGGACCAUCCUCCUGCUGCCCCCCCUAUGGAAUAAAGCCUGUGGAGCCCUC